AAACCGGCGACAGACAUGGACUGUGUCACCAAUCAAGACUCCCUGUACCUUCCCAGCUCUGUCAGUGCCUCCCUGGAGGACGUGGACCUAUGGAGCCAGUUCCACCAGGAAGGGACCGAGAUGAUCAUCACCAAAUCUGGACGGCGGAUGUUCCCACAGUGUAAGAUUAGGCUAUUUGGGCUGCAUCCUUACACUAAAUAUGUGGUACUGGUAGACUUUGUGCCCCUGGACAACUGCAGAUACAAGUGGAACAAGAAUCAGUGGGAGUCUGCAGGAAAAGCAGAACCACACCCUCCAUGCAGGACCUAUAUUCACCCGGACUCCCCAGCCCCUGGCACCCACUGGAUGAAGGACGUCAUCUGCUUCCAGAAACUAAAGCUCACCAAUAACACACUGGACCAACAUGGACAUAUCAUUUUGCACUCCAUGCACAGGUACAAGCCCAGGUUCCAUGUCAUCCAGGCUGAUGAUGUGUACAACAGCCGCUGGGGGUUACUGCAGGUUUUCAGCUUCCCAGAGACAGAGUUUACUGCAGUCACAGCCUACCAGAAUGAGAAGAUCACAAAAUUAAAAAUUGACCACAACCCAUUUGCCAAAGGAUUCCGGGAACAGGAGAGAAGCCACAAAAGGGAUGACCUUUUGAAAAAUGUGCCACAGAGUCCAAGCAAACGUCAAAAAAGAAAGAAGUGGGAGAACAGUCCUGAAGCAGAAGAUGAAGAUCACUGUAAAGUUGCAUGUGUGAAGGAAGAGCCUUGUGAUGUUCCUCCAGGAGUAUACUCUCAAUGGGUUCCAGAUCAUGAAGGAAGCCAGAACCUGGCCCCCAACUCUCCAGAUUUGACAGGAUCUCCAAGCCAAGAACAGCAGGUGCCUUCAUCCUCCUCCAGAUUUUUAUACAGAAGUCCAAGCAGAAGAUAUCUUCAGCCACUUUCAGGGUCUUUGGAUUUGUGUGAAGCGCAAGGCAGACGUCUUACGCCAGAUGUAGCAACAGUGCCGGAUCCCGAUGCGUUUCAGGUGCCCUCAUUGCCUUCACUGCGCCCUGCACAGGAUCGCUCAAGUGUCAUGAAUAUCCCCAUUGAUGCACCAACAAGACAGAGUCUGCGAGGACCUAUGUAUAGCCCAUAUGGAGCAGAACAGUGGAUGGUUCCCACACAAGGACAAUAUCGCCCCAUGAGCUACUCCUAUCCAACAGAAUUCAGCACACAGGGGGCAGUUGGCCACCCACACAAUGGCAUGACAGACUGGAGCCAGUAUUCUCUGUUCCCAUAUACUUGCUGGUGAAUUGGAAGAAAUACAGACUAUGGACUGCACAAAAGUAUUCCAUGACACAGCUUAUCAAUUUUUAUUUUUAAAAUUCAGUACAUAUUGGGAAAACCUCAGACUUAAUUUAUAAGUCUGGCUUAAAAAAGCAGGGUAUUGUUUCCAGUUCCCUAAAAGAUCUCCCCCCCCAUUUGUAUGUAUUCUAUUCUUUGCUAACAGAAUUUCUGUAAAAUGAUUUGAGUAUAAAGGACUGUUAUUGGGGUUAAAUCCACAAGCCCACCGCUGCUAAUGGUGGCGACAUUUUACUUUCCAGUUGAUGGACCGAAUACAAAUGUAAGAUGCUCUUAGACUGACUGGAUGGCGCAAAGCAUGGACUAUAUAGAGUCAGACCACCUUCUGCUGUACAAUACCAGCCUGACGACGUUUACCCCUCUACCCUUCUCUAGUUCUCGGCCUGCUAGAAGAAGGCUCUCCUUUGUUUAGCAUUGCUUUGCACCGUGGUGGUGUCUGUUUUUCUGUGGUAUGAAUAUUAUGUUUCAGCUGUAACAUUUGCUUUUUGCUGUUUGCACACUUUCCGUCUUGGAUGUGAUGAGCACAUUAUGGGGGACACGAUUUAUAUAUAGAAGUAAUGCACGUGGAUUUUGAAUUUGCUGCAUGUGUCACUCAGGUUUGCUUAUACAAAGCAUGCAACUUUUUUUUUUUUUUUUAGGAGUUUCUUUGAAAUUCGGGCUUUAACUAAUGUGUGAAUUAGAGGAUUUUUCUCAUAUAACGUACACUUUGGAAGAUUGGUGUAUUGUCUUACAGGCUGCAGUGUGGUUUUGUCUUGACUCACCAGUGCUAUAUGUAGCCUAAGGCCGCUUUCACACAUCAGGGUUUGGUCAGUGAUUUCCGUCAGUGAUUAUGAGCCGAAACCAGAAGCGGAGCCUCCACAGAUGAGGUAUAAUGGAAAGAUUGUGUGUCUUUGACCCGCACCUCAAUCGCUGAUGUGUGAACGCAGCCUGACUCGUCAGAUUUAGAAUAGUGUCCUAUGUAUAAACCUUAAUAUCUGUAAAUAAAUUUUAUUUAAAGAAAAUGG
Messenger RNA from Bufo gargarizans (Asiatic toad), 2332 nucleotides. RefSeq names its product T-box protein VegT-like. The transcript is spliced from 8 exons. Gene Ontology annotation, molecular function: RNA polymerase II cis-regulatory region sequence-specific DNA binding; DNA-binding transcription factor activity, RNA polymerase II-specific. Gene Ontology annotation, biological process: regulation of transcription by RNA polymerase II; positive regulation of DNA-templated transcription; cell fate specification. Gene Ontology annotation, cellular component: nucleus. The record is from RefSeq and is a predicted model, not a curated record. The coding region runs from base 16 to 1278 and encodes 420 amino acids. NCBI's taxonomy places the organism in Eukaryota, Metazoa, Chordata, Amphibia, Anura, Bufonidae.